UAUUAACAUAAACAUAACAAUAACUAUAUCGUAAUCAUAAUUGUAAUAAAUAAAUAAAUAAAUAAAUUGAUACAAGGUGGUUAACGAUUUAAAAAGCAAACAUUAAUAGCUUGCAUCAGGUCUUUAAAGAAAGGUCGCGUGCCAACUGGGCCGCACGGGACACCCGAAGCGGCGUUUAUAGCCCGUCUUAUUGCCCAGUUUAUUACAUCGUAACGGCUUAACGAUAAUCGGCCGCACGGGCCGACGAGUUCUCGGUAAAGGUCGUCCGCUUGAACAAACCAUAAAACACGCUGUCAUGAGCUACCCAAAUACGCGCUGCGCUCUUUUAAACUAUUGACGAUUCUGACAUAGACCAAGUUUAGCUCACCGGCCGCCGAUGACUUUUACGACCUCGCGGCCGGUUUUCCCUUAUUUUUACUUUGUGAAUUUUACUGUCCCAUUGACACUUUAUCAAUCUUCGUCAUCAUCAUCAUCUUCAUCAUCAUCAUCAUCAUCUUCAUCAUUAUUAACUUAACUGGUGAUUAUUAUUAUUAUUAUUGUAAUUUAUAAAAAGAAUUCUGUGAUUUGUUUCAAAGUUUUAAAAAUACGCUCGAGUUUAUUUAUAAUUAAAAAUAAUCGUGUGUUUAAGUGAAAAGUGUGUUCAAGAUACCCGGAAUAAUGAACUCGUACUUUGAGCAGAGCGCGAGUGGCUUCUACGGAAGCCACCAUCAUCAAACAAGUGCAGCAGGUCAGCACCAUGAUCCGGCGACCGCAGCAGCCUACAGCCGGUUUCCUCUUGGUCUGGGAAUGUCGCCGUACGCUUCAAGCCAGCAUCAUCACCACACAUCUAGCAGCCUGGGGAUCCAUCCUGGGAGCGGGACAAAUACCAGGCCACCUCAGGAUUCUCCGUACGACGCGAGUGUCGCGACCGCCUGCAAGCUCUACUCUUCAACCCCAGAGGCAACCGGACACACGACGUCCUCGUAUUCGAGCGCAGCGAUAAAAGAUUGCAAGCAGCAGGAACAAGCAGUCGCUGCGGCUGCUGCAGCUCACCAAAACGGCUAUGCUGCGGUGAUGGCUGCAGCCGCUGUCAAGGACGUUUGGCAGUCGGCGACGUCAGGCGCGAACGGCCAAAGUAAUCCCGUGGUUCGUCCAUCCGCAUGCACGCCUGAAGGCACGCGAGUCGGCAGCUACGGCAGUCUCGUGGGCGGCGAUCCCGCCUCGAGUCCCGGUAACAACGGCUCCUCGAGGUCCCUGACUUCCUCGUGGAACACCUGCAGUCUUAACUCCACCGCGAGCCAACCGGUCGCCACUCAACUACACCAACAACCCACUGGUAACCAUACCUUCUACCCCUGGAUGGCCAUAGCAGGUAAGGACGAUAUCGCUAAGCCGCAUUGGACAUGGUUGCAAGGUGCGAAUGGGCUACGCAGGCGCGGUCGGCAAACCUACACGCGUUACCAAACAUUGGAGUUAGAAAAGGAAUUUCACACGAACCACUACCUCACAAGGCGGAGACGGAUUGAGAUGGCGCACGCGCUAUGUUUAACAGAAAGACAAAUAAAAAUAUGGUUCCAAAAUCGGCGGAUGAAAUUAAAAAAGGAAAUUCAAGCGAUCAAAGAAUUAAACGAACAGGAAAAACAGGCACAGGCGCAAAAAGCGGCAGCAGCAGCUGCGGCGGCAGCGCAUCAGCAAGGGGGUGGUGGAGGCCCUGACGGGGGCAACUAGGGGUACGCCUUGCACCGGAGCCCCCCUGACCAUCACAAUGCCAAUCCGCACCAUUCCCUGUUAGCAUCGCAAUGUACACAGCUAUAUUAAGGUGAGUGGCAGGCUGCUCCAACCGUUUUUAUAAUGCCAAAUAGGUGUCGAUGUGCUGUCCCAAUCCGUCGGAAGUAAAUUUAUCGGUUGCGGCGAAUGGAAGCUGCACCGGUGAGUGACGAACCCCCGGAGUCUCCCGUAGUGAACUUAUGACGCAACCUCACCUCCUGAACAGCUAAAAAAUACCCCACAGACCAAAUCAGCCAUGCCCGAGUACGGUAUAUUUGAAUGCCAAUUAGAAUCGCCAGUAGGUUUUGGAACUGUUAUAUACUGUUAUAGUCCUCUAUAGCUUUAGGUUGUUAACUAUUGUUUCUGUUUCUGAAUUAAGUAAUUAGUGCAUCGGCAUCCGUAGUAUUAAUUUUUAUAGUCGUGAAUAAAAGUGAGUGAAUUUUACCUGUACCGGGAUCGUGCAACUAAAUUCGAGCAGACAAAGUGAUAUAAGUUUUUUAAAUUUAAGUUAUAAAUCCAAUGGCUAACUAUCGUCAAUGGUAAAUAAUUAUCAUUAUCAAUUAUGAUGAGGGCCAAGGCUCAGAUAUUAUAUCACCAAUAAAUAUUAUGUGUAUAAAAAAUUAAACUUAAACACAGGCUAUAAAUAUAGUAUUUCGUACGUACUUUAGAAUUUAUUAGGAUUAAAUCCUACUAAACAUACACUUAUAUAUGUAAAUUUUCGAACAAGACGGUGUACAAAGUUAUCAAGAUUUUUUAUUUUU
Messenger RNA from Cotesia glomerata, 2507 nucleotides. It is a transcript of the gene Ubx, whose product is annotated as homeotic protein ultrabithorax. Gene Ontology annotation, biological process: anterior/posterior pattern specification; negative regulation of transcription by RNA polymerase II. NCBI's taxonomy places the organism in Eukaryota, Metazoa, Arthropoda, Insecta, Hymenoptera, Braconidae. Bases 658 to 1707 code for a protein of 349 amino acids. The transcript is spliced from 4 exons. Gene Ontology annotation, molecular function: DNA-binding transcription factor activity, RNA polymerase II-specific; RNA polymerase II cis-regulatory region sequence-specific DNA binding. Gene Ontology annotation, cellular component: nucleus. The record is from RefSeq and is a predicted model, not a curated record.